AUGUCGGAGGGCCUUCACAACCAUUCGACGACUAGCAGUUCCCAGCACAGGCUCAGCAAGCAUUACGCAGUCCUCGACACUCUCAUUAACACGCGCCUUCAGCGGACUGUCGCUUCGAACGAAUACCACUACAUCUCUAUCGACGACUUCUUCACUCCUCAGCAGAAAUACUAUCCAACCCUUGGUACCAAUGCUAUCCAGGUCGACUAA
Messenger RNA from Exophiala xenobiotica, 210 nucleotides. RefSeq lists its product as uncharacterized. The record is from RefSeq and is a predicted model, not a curated record. The transcript has 2 exons. NCBI's taxonomy places the organism in Eukaryota, Fungi, Ascomycota, Eurotiomycetes, Chaetothyriales, Herpotrichiellaceae. The coding region runs from base 1 to 210 and encodes 69 amino acids.